UGGGGGCGGAAGUGCGGCGCGUCCAGGGAAGACUACGCGCCUCAACUCGCAAAGUCGGAAGUCCUGCGGGUUGAGGACGCGGUGGUGGUGCGUCAGCUGGACUGGGGCGAAUUCCUGGGGAGCCUGGUCGAGGAAGGCGUCCCACGGACACCCUAGCACUGGGGCUCCCGCGGAGAAGAGCAUCAUGUCCCAGCGCCACAGGCUGGCAUCGCUUCCCUGCAGUGGCUGAGACCCUGAGAUGUUCAGAGGGGUUUUGUCUCCCAGACCCACACAGCCUGCGUUUCCGCUAACCUCUGCCCUCCCGAGAAUAGGCCAAAAUGCCCAAGAUAACCCUGAAUGGUGUGACAGUGGAUUUCCCUUUCCAGCCAUACAAGUGCCAAGAGGAGUACAUGACCAAGGUGCUGGAGUGUCUGCAGAAGAAAGUGAACGGCAUCCUGGAGAGCCCCACGGGCACGGGGAAGACCCUUUGCCUCCUCUGCACCACACUGGCCUGGCAGGAGCACCUCCGGGAUACCAUCUCUGCCCGCAAGAUUGCCGAGAGGGCGCGAGGGGAGCUCUUCCCCCAUCGCGCCUUGUCCUGGGGGGACGCCACCUUGGACGGAGACAACAUAGCAUGCUACACAGACAUCCCAAAGAUCAUUUAUGCAUCCAGGACCCACUCACAGCUCACGCAGGUCAUCAGCGAGCUUCGGAGCACCUCCUACCGGCCCAGAGUAUGUGUGCUGGGCUCCCGGGAGCAGCUGUGCAUCCACCCUGAGGUGAAGAGGCAGGAGAGCAACCACAUGCAGGUGCACUUGUGCCGUAGGAAGGUGUCGAGCCGCUCCUGCCACUUCUACAACAACGUCGAAGAGAAGAGCCUGGAGCAGGAGCUGGCCACCCCCAUCCUGGACAUCGAGGACCUGGUCAAGAGUGGACAGAGACACAAGCUGUGCCCGUACUACCUCUCCCGGAGCCUGGCACAGCAGGCCGACAUCAUCUUCAUGCCGUACAACUACUUGCUGGACGCUAAGAGUCGCCGGGCACACGGCAUCGACCUGAAGGGGACGGUCGUGAUCUUUGAUGAAGCUCACAACGUGGAGAAGAUGUGCGAGGAGGCCGCAUCGUUUGACCUGACGCCCCAUGACUUGUCCUCGGGACUGGACGUUAUAGACCAGGUGUUGGAGGAGCAGACCCGGGUGGCGCAGCAGGGCGAGCUGCACCUGGAGCUCAGUGCCAGCUCCACCAGCGCAGGGCUGAACAUGGAGCUGGAAGACUUGGCAAAGCUGAAGAUGAUCCUGCUGCGCCUGGAGGGGGCCAUUGAUGCUGUGGAGCUGCCUGGAGGCGACAGCGGCAUCACCAAGCCUGGGAGCUACAUCUUUGAGCUGUUUGCAGAAGCCCAGAUAACGUUUCAGUCCAAGGGCUGCAUCCUGGACUUCCUGGACCAGAUCAUCCAGCACCUGGCAGGACGUGCAGGGCUGUUCACCAACACGGCAGGAUUGCAGAAGCUCGUGGACAUCAUCCAGAGCGUGUUUAGCGUGGACCCUGCUGAAGGCAGCCCUGGUUCCAUGGUGGGGCCUGGGGCCUCUCAGUCCUACAAGGUGCACAUUCACCCAGAUGUUGGUCACCGGAGGGUGGCCCAGCGGUCAGAUGCCUGGAACAUCACAGCGGCCAGAAAGCAAGGGAAGGUGUUGAGCUACUGGUGCUUCAGCCCCGGCCACAGCAUGCGUGAGCUGGUCCGCCAGGGCGUGCGCAGCCUCGUCCUCACCAGCGGCACACUGGCCCCUGUGUCCUCCUUCGCCCUGGAGAUGCAGAUUCCUUUCCCCGUCUGCCUGGAGAACCCCCACGUCAUCGACAAGCACCAGAUCUGGGUGGGGAUCGUCCCCAAAGGCCCUGAUGGAGCCCAGCUGAGCUCUGCCUUUGACAAACGGUUCUCUGAGGAGUGCUUGUCCUCCCUGGGGAAGGCGCUGGGCAACAUCGCACGCGUGGUCCCCCAUGGGCUCCUCGUCUUCUUCCCUUCCUACCCUGUCAUGGAGAAAAGCCUGGAGUUCUGGCGGGCCCGCGACUUCGCCAGGAAGCUGGAGGUCCUGAAGCCCCUGUUCGUGGAGCCCAGGAGCAAAGGAGGCUUCUCGGAGGUCAUGGAUGCUUACUACGCGAGAGUGGCUGCCCCUGGGUCCAGUGGGGCUACCUUCCUGGCCGUGUGCCGGGGGAAGGCCAGUGAGGGGCUGGACUUCGCAGACGUGAAUGGCCGGGGAGUGAUCGUCACAGGCCUCCCGUAUCCCCCACGCAUGGACCCCCGGGUUGUCCUCAAGAUGCAGUUCCUGGAUGAGAUGAAAGGCCAGGGUGGGGCCGUGGGCCAGUUCCUCUCCGGGCACGACUGGUACCGGCAGCAGGCGUCCAGGGCCGUGAACCAGGCCAUCGGGCGGGUCAUCCGGCAUCGCCACGACUACGGGGCCGUCUUCCUCUGUGACCACAGGUUCACCUGUGCGGACACCAGAGCCCAGCUGCCCUCCUGGGUGCGCCCCCACGUCAAGGUGUACCACAACUUUGGCCACGUCAUCCGAGACGUGGCCCAGUUCUUCCGCGUGGCUCAGAAGACUAUGCCGGUGCCCACCAUCCCAGCUGCUGCCCCGAGUCUGGGCGAAGAAGGUGCCGUCUCAGCGGCCGUGCCGCCCAGCUCCCUCCCCACCAGGAAAGCCAUGAGUCUGGAUGUGCAUGUGCCUAGCCUGAGGCACAGAUGCACGGGGUCCCCAGUCACUGAGGAUGCGGAGGGCAGCCUGUGUGUGGAGUAUGAGCAGAGGCCUGUCCAGGCCCAGCGGCAGGCCCGGGGGCUACUGGCUGCCCUGGAACACAGUGAGCAGCUGGCCGAGGGGCCUGGGGAUGAGGCCCUCUCCGGGGAGGAGGCACGCCUCCGCUCCACCUUGUCAGUCCUGCGUGAGAAGAGACCAGCAGAUGAACAGAGAGGCAGGAGGAGGAAGGUCAGGCUGGUCGGUGCCCCGCAGGAGGUGCCGGCAGCCGGGACGGAGGUGGGCAGGGCCAAGCUGUUUAUGGUGGCUGUGAAGCAGGCACUGAGCCAGGCCAGCUUCGACGCCUUCACCCGGGCUCUGUGGGACUACAAAGGCUCUGACGACCUUGCGGCCCUGACGGCGCGCCUCGGCCCUCUCUUUGCCGAGGACCCCAGGAAGCACGGCCUGCUCCGAGGCUUUUAUCAGUUUGUGCGGCCCCACCACAAGCGGCAGUUCGAGGAGGUCUGCCUCCAGCUGACGGGCCAAGGCUGCAGCUACCCGCCCGAGUGCAGCCUUCCCCGGAGACUGGGGGCACAGCUGGCCCUGGACCCCAGCGGAAGGAGGGAGCCUGACCCCAAGCUGACCCUGUCCCAGGAUGCAGCCGGGCAGCUGGACCCCAGCGAGCACCUGAACCAGGGCCGGCCGCAUCUGGCUUCCAGGCCACCCUCUACAGGAGACCCCGGCAGCCGUCCACAGGAUGGGUCUGGAGCCUCUGGAACAAAGCAGCAGAGCCCGCCUGCCGUGAGCGCCUACCUGGCUGACGCCCGCAGGGCUCUGGGGGCCACGGGCCACAGCCAGCUCCUGGCAGCACUGACCGCCUACAAGCGGGACGACGACUUCGAGCAGGCGGCGGCUGUGGUGGCCGCCCUCACCACUGCGAAGACUGAGGACCUGCCCCUGCUGCAGAGGUUCGGCAUGUUUGUGCGUCCGCACCACAAGCCGCGCUUCCGGCAGAUGUGUGCAGACCUUAGCGGCCUGCCUGCCCUGGGCACCGGCACUGAGACCCCAGGACCCCAGGAUGGGAGCCCUGCCGUGCCUCCUGACCUCGCCCAUGGGGCUCCCAGUCCAGGCCCCUCGCAGCCAGAGAGACCGGGGAAGACCCAGAGCAAGAUCUCCUCCUUCCUUAGACAGAGGCCGGUGGGGGAUGCAGGGGCUCCCAGCCAGCCCCCCAGUCCCCCCCACGGGCAGCCACAGUCUGAGUGGGCGGGCUUGGCGUGUCCGGGCUGCAGGGUGGAGGACGUGGUCCCCUUCCAGUGCUCCUCCUGUGACUUCCACUGCUGCCGGGCCUGCUGGCGACGGCACCUCCAGGUCUCUAGGACGUGCCCAGCCUGCCACACUGCCACCAGAAAGCAGAGCCUCAAGCAGAUCUUCUGGCUGGAGCCCCAGUGAACGUGGAGACCCUCUGGGCGCAGCAGGGUCUGCAGAAGCUGCGGCUACCCCUGCCUUGGGCACAGCUUGGACACUUGUCUGUUGGCUAGGGGUGGGCCAGGCUUGACAGCACAAACCCCUUGGCCAAGAGCCCACCUGACAGGCCAGUCCAGUGUCUGUGGGGACCCCAGAGACGGCCCCAGGGUCUGGGCCCCGGGUGAGAAGCCUUGAAGCCACCUUGCGUUCUGGGGAGGGUCCACUAGAAGGUGCUUUCUCAGAACCUCCCAGGCUGCCCUGCUGGCUUGUGGGUGGAGCCCCAGGAGCUUUGCUGCUGAGCUAAAGAGGAGGAAGGAGGGGAGCCCUGCCCCUCCUCUCUGGGGGACCUUCUAGGGACCUGCUGUUAGUCAGGGGCAGGGCUAAUAAAGCUGCUGCCACUA
This is a messenger RNA of Camelus dromedarius (Arabian camel), 4567 nucleotides long. RefSeq names its product regulator of telomere elongation helicase 1 (gene RTEL1). Gene Ontology annotation, cellular component: nucleus. Gene Ontology annotation, molecular function: ATP binding; DNA helicase activity; DNA polymerase binding. Gene Ontology annotation, biological process: DNA recombination; telomeric loop disassembly; negative regulation of t-circle formation. Lineage: Eukaryota; Metazoa; Chordata; Mammalia; Artiodactyla; Camelidae. Bases 318 to 4151 code for a protein of 1277 amino acids. The record is from RefSeq and is a predicted model, not a curated record. The transcript is spliced from 36 exons.